This is a messenger RNA of Parnassius mnemosyne (clouded apollo), 2043 nucleotides long. NCBI's taxonomy places the organism in Eukaryota, Metazoa, Arthropoda, Insecta, Lepidoptera, Papilionidae. The record is from the annotation of a GenBank genome assembly.
AUGACUUUAAAACAUCUCUUAGUUUUUUGUGCCUUAAUCUGUGUAAAUGUCAACGCGAAGUCAUCAUAUAAAAUAUGCGUGCCGGCGCAGUUCUUGAAGGCAUGCGAGGAGAUGUUGGACGUACCGACCAAGAGCAAAAUUACCUUAGAAUGUGUUCCAGCAAGGGAUAGAGUACAAUGUCUAGGAUUCGUGCAACAAAGACAGGCGGACUUGGUUCCUGUGGACCCUGAAGACAUGUACGUAGCGUCCAAACUGCCAAAUCAGGACUUCGUUGUGUUCCAAGAGUACAGAACUGACGAGGAGCCAGACGCGGAAUUCAGAUAUGAGGCAGUCAUAGUGGUGCACAAGGACCUGCCGAUCAAUAGUUUAGACCAGUUGAAAGGCCUAAAGUCCUGCCAUACCGGAAUCAACAGAAAUGUUGGUUAUAAGAUUCCUCUCACAAUGAUGAUGAAGAGGUCAGUAUUCCCCAAGAUGACCGACCGCAGCAUCUCGCCAAAAGAAAAUGAAUUGAAAGCUCUCUCAACAUUCUUUACACAAUCUUGUAUUGUUGGCAAGUGGUCUCCUGAUCCGAAGACUAACUCUGUUUGGAAGGCUCAGUACAAACAGUUGUGUGCGCUUUGCGAACACCCGGACAAAUGCGACUACCCCGACAACUACAGCGGCUACGAAGGUGCCCUGCGGUGUUUGGCUCAUAAUGGUGGGCAGGUCGCGUUCACUAAGGUCAUCUACGUACGCAAGUUCUUUGGGCUACCCGUGGGAACGUCUCCAGCCGUCCCGUCUACGGAGAAUCCUGACGAUUACGCGUACCUUUGUGUGGAUGGCUCUAAAGUGCCGGUCAGGGAGAAACCUUGUUCAUGGGCUGCCAGGCCUUGGCAAGGCUUGUUGGGGCACAACGAUGUGUUGGCCAAACUCUCGCCAUUGAGAGAGAAAAUAAAGCAGUUGGCUGAUGCUGGCGCAAGUAGCAAACCGGACUGGUUCACGAACGUACUAGGACUAUCAGACAACAUCCACCACGUGGCCGACAACAUCCCGAUCAAGCCCGCCGACUACCUGAAGAAGGCUAACUAUACGGAGGUUAUCGAGCGAGGACACGGCCCCCCGGAACCUGUCGUCAGAAUGUGCGUGACGUCACACCUGGCGCUGGAAAAGUGCCGUCUGAUGUCGGUUUUCGCGUUCAGCAGAGAUAUCCGGCCCAAGAUCGACUGCGUGCAAGAGGAAUCAGAGGACGCUUGCCUAAAGAGCGUGCAAGACAACGGAUCGGACCUAGCUGCCGUGGACGAUAUGAGAGUGGCGGCUGCUUCCAAGAAAUACAACCUGCAUCCAGUAUUCCACGAGGUUUAUGGUGAUGCCAAAACGCCCAACUAUGCAGUGGCCGUCGUCAAGAAGAACACGGCUAUCAACAACAUUGAAGACUUGAGGGGGAAACGAUCCUGCCACAACUCCUUUGGCACAUUCAGUGGAUUGGCAGCACCGCUUUUCUACCUCAUCAACAAGAAAGUUAUAAAGUCUGAUCAGUGCGUAAAGAACAUGGGUGAUUACUUCUCGGGCGGAUCCUGUUUGCCCGGCGUAGACAAACCGGAAAACAAUCCAAAAGGUGAAGACGUCUCGAAUUUGAAGAAGCGAUGCUCUGGGGAUGGCAGUGCGCUGCAGUGUCUGCAAAAUAACGGUGACGUCGCAUUCGUUUCGAGCGCGGACUUAUCGAAAUUCGACUCGACGCAGUACGAGCUACUUUGCCUGAACCGCGAAUCUGGCGGGCGCGAUACAUUAGCGAACUUCGUCACCUGCAAUAUCGCAAUGGCGCCGUCGCGAAGUUGGCUGUCCGCUAAGGACUUCGUGUCGGACGUCUCGAUCGCUCACGCACCGCUCAGUUUGGCACAACUCCUCGAUACGAGAACUGAUCUCUUCAACAUCUACGGAGAGUUCUACAAGAACAACAACGUGUUCUUCAAUAAUGCUGCAAGGGGAUUGGCGACUACCGAAAAAUUGGAUUUCGAGAAAUUCAAGAAUAUCCACGACGUGCUCAACACAUGUGGCGUCGCCUAA